GUAGGCUGUCCAGAUCAUUGGAUAAGAGGAGGUCAUUUUUGUUAUUUAUUUGCUAAUAAUAGUGAAACUACCUGGUCUCAAGCAAGAUCUGUUUGUCAGAAAGGUGGCGGUGAUCUGCUGAAACAAGAUACAGCUGAUAAAAAGUACUGGAUAAGCCAACAGAUAAUACCUUCAAGAGGAUAUUGGACUGGGUUAAAUGAUAGAGACACAGAAGGAGAUUACAAAUGGGCUGAUGGUACCAAAUUAAAUACACAGUUCAUUCAGUGGGAUAAAGAACCUAACAGUAAUGUUGAAGAAGCUGAUUGUGGGUUGAUAGCACGGGAUGGAACCUUUGAUGAUGUCAGUUGUAGCCAGAAACAAGGAUAUAUAUGUGAAUAUGUUAACGAUCCAGGAAAUAAAUGUUUACCUGGAUGGCUUAGUGAUGGUGGAUCAAAUUGUUAUUAUUUUAGUUCUACUAAUAUCACAUCCUUAACGAUGUGGAAUGAAGUCAACCAAGCUUGUUUAGAUCAGGCACAUCUAUAUAAUGAGGAUCAACAAGCUGGCUAUUUAUGUCUGGAUUCUAAAGAUGAAGUUACAUUUAUAAAUCAACAGUUGGCCAUCCAACCUUUAACCUAUAGAAGAUGGUGGACAGGGUUAAAUGAUAGAACUAUAGAGGGUCAAUGGGUGUGGCAGAGAGAUUAUGACACUGUUGUAAAUGUAGAUAUAAUGUAA
Lottia gigantea (owl limpet) is the source of this 711-nucleotide messenger RNA. RefSeq lists its product as hypothetical. Gene Ontology annotation, molecular function: pattern recognition receptor activity; (1->3)-beta-D-glucan binding. The transcript has 5 exons. Gene Ontology annotation, cellular component: cell surface. Gene Ontology annotation, biological process: positive regulation of lymphocyte activation; positive regulation of phagocytosis; positive regulation of wound healing. The annotation marks the transcript as partial. NCBI's taxonomy places the organism in Eukaryota, Metazoa, Mollusca, Gastropoda, Lottiidae. The record is from RefSeq and is a predicted model, not a curated record.